GAACAAAUCACCAUGUCUACUCCCCAGUUUCUAUACUUCCACUGCCCAGAGGCGGGACUUUCCUUCCGCGCGAAGCUCCUCACCGAAGAGAACCCGGACGUGGCCUCGCAAUUGAUCACCCAACUGCCCCUGCAGAGCACUCUGGGCCACGUCGUGAUCUCCGGCGAAGCCUUCUGGCUGCCGACGCGCAUCGUGCAUCUGGGCCGGGACCACAUGAUCCAGAGACACCCGGGGGCCGUCUAUCUCAACGCUGUCGGGGGCUCGUUGUGCCUGACCUACGGCCGUGUCACCGAGAGCGCGCCAGUGAACAAAGUGGCCGACGUCGAGGAGGCAGACCGGCACACCCUCAGCCAGCUGGGCCGUUUGGUGUAUGAGAAGACCGUCACCAGCGCGCGACACACCCUGCUCACCAUCCAUAUUGCCCUCCAUACUCCCACCCCGAGCAGGUACAACCUCAAGCUCACUGCCGAAAACCACCACCACCACCACCACCACCACCACCAUGAGCAUAAAUACUCCCGCUCACUCGACAAGCCCCUUCCGACCACCUCCGAGUUCCAGACAUGGCACUCGGCCCACACCACCAUAACAGCCCAAACAAACACCAUCUGGCUCCACCUCCCCGUCAGCAUCCAGAAAAUAACAUGGGGCCUCAUCCCCAGCGGGGCCGGCACCGGCAACCAGUGCUUCUCUGUCCUCGUGCACCUCAAAUCCUUCCUCCUGCACCUGGGCUGCGACGUGCUCUACCGCCUGCUCAAAAUCUCGCGGUACCCCGACAUCCCCCUGGGCGUGCUGCAGCGCAUGACCCGCGAGUUUUUGUCGGCUAAUUUCAAUACUUUCGAGAUGCUGGUGGAUCUCGGGCUGGACGAGAUGGGGGUCAUUGGAGAGGUGUAUCUGCGGGGGAUUGGGGCGGUGGCCUGCAAAGAGGAGUAUCGGGCGUUGACCGGGGCGUUGUUCACGUUCGUCUGCCGCAUGCAUCGCUGGGUGCAUUUUGUUUUCCCGUGGAAUCUGGGGGUGGCGUUUCCGCAUCGCCGCGUGGAGGAGAUUUUGGGGAUUGCGGGGGUGGUUGCAGGUGCAAGUCUUGAGGUGGAGAUGGAGGAUGUGGAGAGUGGUGAGGAGUCGGAGGUGGGGGUCGAGGUAGAGUUCAAUCCGAUGGAGGCGCCGGUUUGA
This is a messenger RNA of Aspergillus uvarum CBS 121591, 1170 nucleotides long. RefSeq lists its product as uncharacterized. NCBI's taxonomy places the organism in Eukaryota, Fungi, Ascomycota, Eurotiomycetes, Eurotiales, Aspergillaceae. The record is from RefSeq and is a predicted model, not a curated record. The transcript has a single exon. The coding region runs from base 13 to 1170 and encodes 385 amino acids.